AUGACGUCCCACGCUCUUGCUUCGUGCUUCUCCUGCCGUCGCAGUAAGCGUCGCUGCGAUAAAUCCCUCCCAUCAUGCCAGCUUUGCAUUCGGAAGGGCUUGAAGUGUAACUAUCCCCACCGCCGUGGCCAACGUUCACCCUCGCCCCCUCACAGUUCUCGUGGGUCAGAAACUGCCACUGAUUCCGAUUCUUCUACAUUUUCUUCAUUUGCUGUGACUUCUGCCAUUAGUUUUCUUGCACCAGAUCUGUUCCGACAAGCUCGUUUGGAAAUUCCUCGCCUCAGGUUGGAUAUCCCCGACGAUGUUACUUCCCAUUUGGGUGACAGCCAGCAGGUGCGCGAGACAGCCAACAAUUUUUUCCAGAUGACAUGGAUGCCCAUAAUCAGUAGGAAGUACUAUCUAGCUGCUGUACUCAAUCCGUUAUCUCCUUCGCGACGCUCGACCGCUUUACUUGCUCUAUGCAUGAAGUUGUGCUGUUUACGAGUUGAAGGCGCAGAGAGGAAUUCAUUAUAUCGAUUAGUCAAAAAAUUCUACUCCGAAGUGGAGAGUACAGAAGGCUUGUGUGUCCAAAUCCUCCAAGCGGGCAUAUUUAUUGCAGUUUUUGAAAUCGGCGAUGCUAUCUACCCUGCGGCAUAUUUGACAGUGGGUGCAUGUGCUCGUUAUGGCGUCGCCAUGGGCCUGGACAAGAUCAAUAAAGACAGGAUGGGCGACGCUCAUAAUUUUUCAGCACCGUGGAUGGAGAUCGAAGAGAGGCGCAGGGCUUGGUGGGCAGUCUUGAUCUUGGACCGAUUCCUGAACGUCGCAAACCCUUGUCGGGCCUUAGCGACAGAAGAUCCCACAUUUGAAGAUUUCCUCCCUGUGGAUGAUGACCAAUUCUAUGACGCGACCUCACAACCAGAGAAUGCGGUCCCCAUAUCCCAGGGGUUUAUAUUCAAGAUCGGCCACUUCGGCAGACUAGCCCAGGCGACAUACCUUAUCAGCCAGGUUCUUUAUACAAUCAGAUCCGAUUCUGCAGUAAAUGAUUAUUUCAACGGAAGCGGCAGCUUGUCUGCGGAUAUGGGACAACUAUGUCGCACUCUUGAAGCUCUGGUUCGCGCCAACGAGAUGGAAAUUACACUCCGGAGGUUGACCUUUUGCUGCCAGAGCUUGGUUGCUUACAGUGGCAUUUUUCUCCUCCAACAGCAUUUGUGGCAGCGGUUGAAGGUAAAAUCCACACAGGAGGCACAGCAGCAUACAUUUAUCGAGACUCGAAUUGCCAUUGAUACGCUUUGCCGAAUUGCAUCAGCACUGCAGGAGAGAUCUAAUAUGGUAGAUCUACUGCAGGGACAAUGCACCUUUUUCCUCGUAAAUAUCGUCUAUCAAGGAGUUUCAGCGCUUAUGACCAUUGGGCAAGGAAAUCCAUCGGCAGAGAUCAGGGAGAGCAUCGAUACGUUAAGCUAUUUGCUUGGGAAUAUACGAAGCCGUUGGCCACUUGCUGGUAAGGUCCUUGCUAAGGAGGGUUCAAAGUGA
Talaromyces stipitatus ATCC 10500 is the source of this 1509-nucleotide messenger RNA. RefSeq lists its product as uncharacterized. The transcript is spliced from 4 exons. Lineage: Eukaryota; Fungi; Ascomycota; Eurotiomycetes; Eurotiales; Trichocomaceae. Gene Ontology annotation, cellular component: nucleus. The record is from RefSeq and is a predicted model, not a curated record. Gene Ontology annotation, biological process: DNA-templated transcription; regulation of DNA-templated transcription. Gene Ontology annotation, molecular function: DNA binding; DNA-binding transcription factor activity, RNA polymerase II-specific; zinc ion binding. The coding region runs from base 1 to 1509 and encodes 502 amino acids.